Megalobrama amblycephala (Wuchang bream) is the source of this 3923-nucleotide messenger RNA. It is a transcript of the gene sonb, whose product is annotated as protein SON. Lineage: Eukaryota; Metazoa; Chordata; Actinopteri; Cypriniformes; Xenocyprididae. Bases 103 to 3492 code for a protein of 1129 amino acids. The record is from RefSeq and is a predicted model, not a curated record. Gene Ontology annotation, biological process: regulation of cell cycle; regulation of mRNA splicing, via spliceosome. Gene Ontology annotation, molecular function: RNA binding. The transcript is spliced from 13 exons.
CCGCUGUCGGUCGCUGUGGUGACCGUCUAUGGGUGACCGGAGGAAGAAGCCGUUGAUGAGGCAUUCUGGGAUACUGGAGGACCCAACAACGCUCCUACUGUGAUGGCGACCAAUAUCGAGCAGAUUUUCAGGGAUUUUGUAAUGAGUAAGAUUAAAGAAAUCGAGGAUGAAACUCAAGAAAUCAGUGUGAAAGAUGAGCCACAGUCUGAACCUGUGACGGAGACGAUAGAAGAUGGACUAAAGGAAGAAAAAAUUAACACACCAACAGAUAAAAUCACACACACUAACCUCCAAGAUAACCAUGGUAAAGAGGACACCAGCACUAAACACAGGAAGAGUAAAAAGCACAAAAAACACAAAAGCAAAAAGAAGAGAAAGAAACGGAAAGAAGGAAAAGACAGCAGCUCAGAGACUGAGUCUGACAAAGAGACCCAUGAAAGUGGAAAGAAAAAGAAGAGAAAGAAGAAGAAAAAAAGCAAAGAUGCAGACAAAGUGAAGAGGUCUGGCUCAAGGUCUGAAAGCUCUUCAGCAUCUGGUUCUGAAUCUGAGUCUGAAUCAAAACCUUCUAAUGAAAAUACGAAGUCCUCUUCAGCAGGUAAGAUUUCAAAGUCUGAGCUCAAAGACACAUCUGAUGUUUUGCCUGACAUUAUUCCCAAGAUGGAGAAUUCUGUCCACAAAAGCACUGAAAACGAAAAGCCCAAGGAUAAGAAAACAAGUUCCAGCAGAACAUCUAAAAGUAAGGAGACUUCUAGAGGAUCAAGAUCACCCCGAUGGAAGUCAGGACGCAGAUCAAGAUCUCGGUCUUCAAAACGACAACGACGAUCAAAGUCAACCUCCCGCUCUAGAAAUAGCUCCAAAAAGAGGUCUCAUCAACAGAGAGAGAGAAGUAGAUCAAGGUCAAAGAGACGCAACAAUCGGUCCAGGUCUCAUUCUGUCAGAAGAAGCAAACAUUCAAGAUCCAGGUCGCGCUCCAGGCGAACUAGAUCAAGGUCUAUUGUGAUCUCAAGGAAGAACAGAAGGUCCGUGUCAAAAUCUAGGUCUCGCUCACCACGGCGUUCCAGGAGUAAGUCUCGAAGUAGAACGAAACCUUCUAAAUCAAGGUCCGUUUCAAAAUCAAGGUCUGAUCUGAAAGAUAAACUGAAGGAAACUGAAUCGAUUAAGAAUGAAACAGAUCUAGCAGUGGACAAUAAUACAAGUUGUGCAAUGGAAAUACAGAAAAGUGUGUCUCAGAAUACAACUGAGAAUGGAAAAAGUCCAACAUUGGCUGUGAACUCGGACACCAAGUUGUUUGAGGUUGCCUCCAUCAGCACGAAUUCUGGUUUCAACACAGUUGCCGUCACUGGAUCUUGGCGACCAGUUCCCUUCUUGGCAGAGCCAUCUGAGACCAAGUCUUCCCAGAAGUGCAUUACACCUGAGUUGCCUUUGGAAGUGACCAAUAUAUCUGAAGAACCCUCAACGUUCUCAACCAUUACGCCAAAAGAUUCAGAGUGUGCUGCCAACCUUGACAAGAAAGAAACCAACACAAAUCCAAUAACCGACAUAGAGAUUUCAAUCAAGAGGAACUCAACCUCACCAUCCAAAUCUCCCAGUCAACAACAAACAUCCUCAAGAUCCAAAGUAGCUGCACGAUCCAGAUCAAAGUCGUCAUCGAAAAAGAGAAAAUCCAGGUCGCCUUCACGAAAGUCUCGAUCGCCCUCUGAAAGAAAAUCGCACAAGUCCAGAACAAAGAGCAAACGUUCGAAAUCGAGGUCGCCCAAAAAGAGAAGAUCGAGAUCUCGCUCACAAGGCCGUAGGAGGAAAUCUCGAACUCCAGACAGAAGCAGACGGUCUAAAUCAAGAAAGAGGUCUCGCUCGCAUUCGAGGAGGAGAUCUCGAUCCGGCUCACGCUGGAGAAGAGGUUUCGGAAGCCGAUCGCUAAAUCAGCGGGACAGAUGGAAGCGAGAACCCAGUCGCUCUCCAGUCCUCAUUCUCCGUAAGAAAAGAUCGACGUCCAGAACUCGACGUAGUGCCAGCAAGACACCUCCACGUCUUACGGAACUUGAUAAGGAGCAGUUGCUGGAAAUAGCUAAGGCUAAUGCUGCAGCUAUGUGUGCCAAGGCAGGCGUGCCCAUCCCAGAGAGUCUCAGGCCCAAAGCUGUUCUUCAACUACCCUUGCAAUCCUCAAAUUCUACAUCCUUGUCCUUAACCAUGCCAGUGAUGACAAACAUGACUAUGAAUGCUGCUAUGGCUAGUAUGACUGCCGCCACCAUGACCGCUGCUUUGUCCAGCAUGGGUGCCUUGGCUUCAUUCCCACAAAUGGCCCCAUUACCCACAAUCGUCAACAAGCCACCAUCUUCAGCCACACCUAAUCUUGCCAGUAUUGAAGAAGCCAAAAAGAAAGUGACAAAACAGGCGAACACCUUCAGCAUUAAAGAGCUAACAGAGAGAUGCAAGAAGAUAGCCGAGAGUAAGGAAGAGAUGGCCAUCGCAAAACCACACGUGUCAGACGAUGAAGAGGAUGAGAAGCUAUGUGGAGCUUCCCUUAAGGAGAAUAAGGGCAUUGCCUUCAGUCUCGGUAAUACCUCAUUAAAGCCGGCCGCCCGAACCGAAGUGGCCUUUGCUAAGGAGUUCCCGGUGUCCUCCGGAUCCCAGCAUAGGAAGAAGGAGGCUGAUGGUGCCUAUGGGGAAUGGGUGCCGGUCGAAAAGAAAACAGAAAAGCCGCCUACGACGGCACCUUCUGGGACUGAGGAAACCACCAAGGAAAAUGAUAGUGUCUUUCCUGAAGCACCUUCUCAACCUGUGGACAUCACGUUGGCCGUCAGUGAGAGAGCGGUUGCACAGAAGAGGUUGGCGGAAAACCCUUUCGACAUCAAUGCCAUGUGUAUGCUCAAUCGGGCUCAGGAGCAAGUUGAUGCAUGGGCCCAGUCCAACACCAUUCCCGGCCUCUUCACAGGUUCAACAGGCGCUCAAGUGCUCUCAUCUGACGAGCUCUCUAACAGUGGCCCACAAGCCUGGAUUAAGAAGGACCAGUUCCUGCGGGCCGCGCCGGUCUCGGGCGGGAUGGGCGAGUUGUUGAUGAGGAAGAUGGGAUGGCGUUCAGGGGAGGGUUUGGGGAAGCACAGGGAAGGCACGGUGGAGCCCAUUAUUAUCGACUUCAAAACGGACCGCAAGGGGCUUGUAGCAGAAGGAGAAAAAACCCAGAAGUCUGGCAACAUUGUGGUGAUGAAGGAUCUUUUAGGGAAGCAUCCCGUAUCUGCUCUGAUGGAGAUGUGCAAUAAGAAGAAGUGGCUGCAGCCGGAGUUUGUGAUGGUGCACCACAGCGGACCCGACCACCGCAAGAACUUUCUGUUCAAGGUGGUGGUGAACGGAUGUGAUUACCAGCCACAGACUGCCAGUCCCAAUAAGAAACACGCCAAGGCGAUGGCGGCCACAGUCGCGCUGCAGGCGAUGGGAGAGGUGGCGGGAGACGGCGUUCAUACCGGCCCCGUGUUCACAGCGGCCACCAACAUGUGAUGCUCUCUGAGCCUCCUAUUGAGUGCACAGCGCUUUGAUUUCAUUUCCCAUGCAUACAUGUUAUGCAUUUUUUGUAAUUUUGGCUUAUUUUCUUGAUUUGGUAAACUGUGACAGCCUUUGCACGCCAAUGAAAUGAGACUAGCAUGUACACGGGUAACGAGUACGUUGUUCACUAGGUUUGAACCGUGAGGGUUCGCUGUAUUUUAUUGUUUUAGACUGUUAUUGUUUCUGUUAUGUUUGCUCUUGUAAAUGUUUCAUGCAUGCUUUAAAACUGUUUUAUCUUCAUGAACAAAGUGUUUGUCUUUGCUUUGUAUUUUUACCAGCCCCGGUCCACUGCAUCUUCUUCUCUGAAGGCUUGUGUUCUGUUGCUGGCAGAGAACAAGUUUUUGUGAUGAAACACAGAAUAAACGGAAAAUCAUGUCACUGGAAAA